This is a messenger RNA of Aspergillus sclerotioniger CBS 115572, 3441 nucleotides long. RefSeq names its product SH3 domain protein. NCBI's taxonomy places the organism in Eukaryota, Fungi, Ascomycota, Eurotiomycetes, Eurotiales, Aspergillaceae. The transcript is spliced from 5 exons. Gene Ontology annotation, molecular function: protein binding. The record is from RefSeq and is a predicted model, not a curated record. The coding region runs from base 1 to 3441 and encodes 1146 amino acids.
AUGUCCAGUCCGCCAUUUACGGUCAAAGCGGUCUUCGAAUACGCUUCGAGCCACGAUGACGACCUCAACUUUGCGAUCGGACAAAUCAUAACCGUUACGGCAGAGGAAGAUGCGGAAUGGUACUUCGGUGAGUAUACCGACGACUCGGGGCACAAGCAAGAGGGUAUUUUCCCCAAGAACUUCGUGGAGAGAUAUGAACCCCCGGCUCCUCCGCGACCGACACGCCCGAGCAGACCGAAGAAGGAAGCCGAUGUGGCCCCGCCCCCGGAGCCCGCUGUCGCUGUCGCUGUCGAGCCCCCUGCAACUGAGCCCCCCCGCGCACCAGAGCCGGAAGUAGAGGAGACACCUGCACCUGUGCCCCAGCCUCCUCAAUCACCGCCUCCUGCUCUAGCGUCACCUAUCCGCGAGUUUCCAUCCCCCCCGAAGCCGGUUCCUGCCCCGGUUCCUCAAGCCCCUCCGAGUCAAAUCAGUGAACCAGCUCCGAAGACAUCGACCAAGCCCCCACCUCCCGCUGUCGCUGAGAAGCCAACUGGUUCAUCAUUCAGGGAUCGCAUUGCAGCCUUCAACAAGCCCGCUGCACCGCCAAUUGCACCCUUCAAACCCGGUGGUCUGAGCUCUCAGAAUUCUUCCUUCGUCAAAAAGCCGUUCGUUGCGGCACCUCCGAGUAGAGAUGCCUACGUUCCCCCGCCCCGGGAUCCUCCCCGCAAGAUCUACAGACGGGAUGAGGAUCCAGAAGUCCAAGAGCGUGCUGCAAGAGAACCCCCCGUUUCCGAAACCCGGCCACUGUCGAGUGGAGGAGCCGAAGAAGGAGCGGAGGAUCAGCCCAAGCCAACCAGCUUGAAGGAGCGGAUUGCCCUGCUACAGAAGCAGCAGAUGGAACAAGCUGCUCGUCACGCCGAAGCUGCCCAGAAAAAGGAGAAAGCCAAACGCCCCCCAAAGAAGCGCCUCGAGUCUCAUGAAGAAGCUAUGCCCGCGGAGGACAUGGCGACUGAGGAACCUGCAUCCACGGAGUCUGCAAGAGACCAUAGUGUUGAUACCUUGAAGGCGGGUCCCCCUCCGGCUCCCCAGGCACCCAUGUCUCCCCCACCUGUACAGGAGUUGGUCAGCGAUGCCAAUGAUGCCGAUGACUCGGCCGCUGCUGAUACGGAAGAUGCGGAAGAGACAUCUACCAGCAAGGAGGACUAUGACGAGCGUGCCCGCACAGAGGUUCAGCACGAAGCUCAAGCUGAAUCCCAACAGGUGGAGGAGCAAGUUGAAGAACAUGAGGCUCCUGGUGACGAAGAGGAACAGGAGGAGGAAAUGGAGGAAGAGGAAGAGAUAGACCCCGAGGUCAAGCGCAAAAUGGAACUUCGGGAAAGAAUGGCCAAGAUGAGCGGCGGAAUGGGUAUGAUGGGCUUCUUUGGAGCUCCGGGUGGUAUGCCUGUGCCGGGCGCAGCUCCUCGCAAGCCGAAGGCACCCGUGGAAGCGGAGAGGCCAUCAGGAGAGUACGAAAGAGCAGGCCCAACUGCUGCGCCUCCAGUUCCCGUCAUGGCUCUACCGGGGAUGAAUGUAGCCAAGCCUACUGUCACCCCAAGCGUUGAGAAGGAGGAGGAAGAGACCUUGCCCAGUCCUGUGACCGAGCAGCAUCCUCCGCAUGAGAUCCCUGAUGUUGAGGAUGUUGUAGAGGAGCCUCCUCGACGCAUGUCGACCGAUAGGCCACCUGCGCCCUUAGAGCGCGCGGCUCCUCCGCCUCCACCACUCCAAACACGACCGAGUGUCGGACCCGCUGAUCCGGGCGAGGAAUCGGAUGAUGAACUCUCCAUACAUGCUAAGAAUCUCUCUUUGAAUGCUGGGGCGGCCGACCAACCUACAAGCCAACCUGUUUCGGCACCUCCGAUUCCCGAUCACCUCGAUUCUCGCCGCUCAUCGACAUACGAGAUUACGUCCCCGAGAUCACCGACUCUCCCCGCAGACAAGAGACUCAGCCGCGCUCCUCCGCCCAUUCCAGGGAAUCCCCAGUCAACCGCUGACAGUCGGACCAGUGUGGCUUCACAUCCCCGCCAAGCCGGUGAGGAGGUAGAAGGAGAGGUCACCGAGUAUGACGGCGACUACGACACGGACAUCGCAUCUGGCGCCAAGUUCAAGGAUGCACUCAAGGCGCAUGGGCGUGAGUCCAGCUUCGAUGAAGGGACGACGACCGACGACCAUUCUCUUCAAUCUCCUUGGAGCCCGCCACAGGGCCGUCUUCCUCCACCCCCUCCCCAAAUGCUCCCGGGCAGUCCCGCCCCGCCUCCAAUUCAGCCCCCAGGAGGCCCCCCUCCUCCGCCUCCUCAUCGUGAGUUGUCCUACGGCGGAGAUGAAGAUGAAUAUGACCCGUACCGUUAUUCCGCUCCACAGCAUGGAAUGCCUCCAAGAGCGCCUCCCCCUAUGCCCGCUGGGCCACCGCAGCUACCGCCUGCCAUCCCUGCCCAGGCUGCGGAAGAAGAAUCAGAUGACUUCUAUGAAGCAUCGCCGGUGCUAUCGCAGCCCGAGGCAUACACCUUCCCGCCGCCUGAGAGACGUGCCUCGAUGGCGCCUCCGCCUCCCACGUUGCCUCCACCCACACCGCGAAGCAACCGUGCGUCGUUGGACAUCCCGAGAGCGCAGCCUAGCAUGCGGCGAUCCAUGGAUGUCGCUCGCCCAUCCAUCGACCAAGGCUACAUUGCCAUGGAUGUUGACUUGGCAGAGAACACACUCUGGUGGACACAGCAUAACACUCCUCCACCAGUGUUCCAGAACCGCCGGGAUGUCCUGCUUGAAUUCGAGGAAUCCAGUUCUUCCAAGCGAGGUGGCAAGAGUAUGGUGACCAAGGAUAUCUACGUCCUAUUCAUCGAUCACUCGCAGACGGUGAUUACGGUGAGCUUUGAUCCUCGGAAUCCCACCGAUGCCGCUUUCGAGCAACGUCACGAGGCUCCUCCCAUUCAACCUCGCCAGGACCAACUGGAGAACGCCCAUCUACAGAUUGGCACUCGCAUCGCGUCUGCCGUCAAUGCCAUCCAGAACACGACUGUAGCGGACGGCACUCCCUUUGGUCUCGUGCAGCACUUGCUCAGUCCCCUGUCCGAUGCUCUCCUGCCGGUAGGCACGCGAGCCUAUGGUGCCUUGGUCUACUCGAACCUGGCCAAUGCAUCGGUGCAGCAGAACGACGAGAUCCGCGCGGGCGAUAUCGUCAGCUUCCGAAACGCGCGCUUCCAGGGGCAUCGUGGCACGAUGCACCAGAAGUACAGUGCGGAGGUUGGCAAGCCCGAUCACGUGGGUGUUGUGGUUGACUGGGACGGCACGAAAAAGAAGAUCCGUGCGUGGGAGCAGGGUCGCGAGAGCAAGAAGGUCAAGGUGGAAAGCUUCAAGCUGAAUGACUUGCGCAGUGGCGAAUGCAAGGUGUGGCGGGUGAUGCCGCGGAGCUAUGUGGGUUGGGAGAAAUAG